Patiria miniata (bat star) is the source of this 2272-nucleotide messenger RNA. RefSeq names its product E3 ubiquitin-protein ligase RNF4-like. NCBI's taxonomy places the organism in Eukaryota, Metazoa, Echinodermata, Asteroidea, Valvatida, Asterinidae. Gene Ontology annotation, biological process: positive regulation of transcription by RNA polymerase II. The record is from RefSeq and is a predicted model, not a curated record. The coding region runs from base 148 to 780 and encodes 210 amino acids. The transcript has 6 exons. Gene Ontology annotation, molecular function: transcription factor binding.
CUUCCUUUAAGAUAGGGCUUCGGCAGGGACCACAUUCACAUUCAUACGUUUUAGUUUCCGCCGUCAUCUUCGUAUUUACGUGCAGACGAAUGGAAAUACGGAUGUUUUGGUUGGUGGUUUCCCCAGGACUUUGAUGCAAACAUUAAUAUGGCCACCCGAAGGAGGCAGCCCUCCUCUGACGACGUGCUCAUCAUUAGUGAUGAUUCCUCCCCAUCCUUUGUUGACUUAACUGAUGAUUCCCCCUCUGGUGCUAGUUCUACCAACGCAGGCCAGCCAGGCCAAGCUGUGCAUUUCUUCUCAUCCUCAGCUCAUGAGAUUGUUGACUUGACGUGUGGAGAUACAUCACCAGUCAUGUUGGAUCCUGUACCAACAAGGAGAACAAGAAGAAGUCAACGAUUACAACGAGCUGCGCGGUCGUCACGGCGACACAGUCCAUAUUCCAGCAACAGCGAUGUCACAAUAGACAGCGAUGAAGAAAAUGAUGUACAAGUCUUAGCCUCUGUUGAUGUCAACAAUAAGUUACCAUGGCCUGAUGAGUUGCCAAGUGCUGUAGCCACACCUCCUGAUGUGAGCAGUACUCCGGGUAGGAAGCAAGUCAAAUGUCCUGUCUGUAUGGACAAUGAAACACAGAUCCGUGCCAGCGGUCUUCAACUAAACUCCACCGUCUGCGGUCAUAUCUUCUGCAAUCGAUGCAUCACAAGUGCAAUACGAACACAACAACGAUGUCCAACAUGUCGCAGAAAACUCACCCUUAGACAAGUUCAUCCCAUAUUUCUAUGACAUUAAACCAAAGUAAAGCACUUAGUUUUAAAAGUAUGUUUGAAUAAACCUGCAGAGCGCCCUCUGUUGUUUCUGACCAAACAGCAGCAGGCAAAACUGCAUUGAUAACAAGAAAGAACUCAAGGCAACCAAGGAAUCAUAUAUUUUAACUUCCCCUUAUAAUUAUGAAAUGUUUUGGCAUUUGUCCCUUUUUAGUCAUUUAUUAUCCAUCAAUCGUGACUGGCAAACAUCACUUUAAUUAACAUUAAACCAUCUGGUUUUUGCCUGCCUGUAUUCCUCUUAAAUUAAUAGAGAGCACUCUUAUUAGAAAAAGUGAUACCCUUCACAUCAAAGCACUUAAUUUUUUUGUUAAUGAACUAGGUUGGCUUUUUCUAGAAGAUAUCAAGAUGGAAGUUUUUUAAAGAAAUGUCAAAAAAGUGAUAAGGGAUUUCUUCAAUUUUGCCUUUUGAAUGUUGACAUGAGACAAAAAAAAUCUUUUUUAAAGAAAAUCUGUGUUUGAUGAAUUUUGUUUUUGUUUAAUUUGACUCAAUUUUUUUUUUGAAAAUAAGAAACCACAAAAUCCUGAAUGUCUUGAAGAGAAUUCUGCAUUUGCAUUAACUAAAAAAGUCUUCCCAUUCAAUGUAUAGGCAUGAAGUAUUAUCCCAGAUGUGAAAAUAAUAAAUGCGGCAUGAUCUAAUUCCAGAGAUGUUCCCUAAUUUAACAUGUGCCCAACAUGCCAGACACAUUGUGUAAUGCUACAUCUCCGAGAAAAACAUAUGGACACUUCCAUCAUGUGUGUAGCAUUAACUUCUUGGGUUGGACGACCAUUUUGUAUUGUAUACAUGUGCCUGUUUUUCCCCUCUGGAGCUGAGACAUUCAUAUCGUCUGUUGCUUUGAUUCUGCAGCCCAGAAGCAGCUAGCCCUGUGUUUAUUCAUUCUUUCCCCGUCACUGAUUACAUUUUGUAGGAUGAUAAAUAGUCAGCUUCGAUGGAAGAUAAAUGUUUUUUUUAUGCUUCCAAAAAUUAUGGCCAAUUUUAAUAGUAUGGGGCAGUUUUUCCUGUAUAAUUUUCUCUCAGGUUAGAUAAUAAAAUUCAUUUUUUUUUUACACAAACACCUCGUGUUAUUGCUGUUCCACCUUUGAAAUGUUGCUUGAAGUAAUAAAAUUGGGUUCUUUUCAGCUGUCAUGUUAGAAAGUUGAGAAAUAAUUAACUUGUCAUGUUCCCUGUUGGACACAUUCCCAGUUGGGAUUAUUUAUAACAAGUUAAGCCAUUUAACUGUUAAUAAUUAUUAAUUGUAAGAUAUUAAAACAUUUACGGAACACUGACAAAAAAACACAGUGUGUAACUUAAAUAUUUACUGAAAAGAAAGCAAAACAAUAUUCUUCUUUUUUUUUCAGAUAGAAAAAAGACGCAAUUUCCAUUAAUUAAAUUUGACUUUUGUACUAAGUUAUUGACAACAUAAGGCAAUGGUGUCACAAUAAAAUAUGAGCCUUCAUUUGUAUAAUUUUGUGUAA